CUUGGCGCCGAAAUUUUGAAGACAAAUUUGCAGACGAUUCAGUCCAAAUCCGCCGUAUCGUGUGUGAUAGUGGCCAAGUUCAAGCACAAAUCAGUUGCAAACAUCGUAAAUAUGGCCUAUCUUCAUCACGUUCGUCGUAUCCGAAGAUUGAGAGAGAAUCCAGAAGGGAGGCCACAAAGAGGUCCCCGGGACCUGAAGGACCCUUUUGAAUUGUACGAUGAAGAAGCAUUCCGGAUACGAUAUCGUUUUUCCAAGGAGAGCGUCAUCUACAUCAUCGACAUGCUUGAAGCAGACUUGACGAGGAACACGGAGAGGAACAAUCCUCUACCAGUCAGUCUACAGGUUUUGACAGUUCUACGAUUUUAUGCCGUUGGAUCUUUCCAGAGGAUGCAUGGUGAUGAGGCAACAGUAUCACAGUCAUCUGUCAGUAGAGUGAUCAAAGAUGUGUCUGAAGCUAUUGCAAGGAGGAAGAGGCAAUUCAUGACCUUUCCUGCAACGAGAGAAGAAGUUGAAACGACCCAGCAGCAAUUUUACGACUACUGCAGAUUUCCAGGGGUCAUUGGUGCAAUUGAUGGGACUCAUGUCUACAUCCAGAGUCCUGGUGGCGAACAAGCCAUGUACUUCUUGAACAGGAAGAACAGAUAUUCGGUCAAUGUUCAGGUAGUUUGUGAUCUUGCUGGGAAAAUAACAAGUAUUGUGGCAAGGUGGCCUGGCAGCACCCAUGAUUCCCGGAUUUUCAAUGAGAGCUCACUGAAGGAACAGCUGGAGGCAAGGGCAGAUGGUGCUGAGUGGCUUCUUGGAGAUAGUGGGUACCCAUGUCUUCCCUAUCUCAUGACCCCUCUCCUGAAUCCUCAGGGACGGCCACAGGUACGCUAUAAUGCUGCCCACAAAAGAGGGCGUUGUAUUAUUGAGCGGACCUUUGGUCGUUUGAAGAGGAGGUUCCCUUGCCUCAAUUAUCUCCGCGUGAAGGUGGACACUACAUUUGCAAUCAUAGUGUCUUGCUCGGUCCUGUGGAAUAUCUCUCUUGACCGGCGCGAGCCAGAUAUUCCAGGACCUGAGCCUGAGGAAAUGCCUCCACUUGUCCACCUUCCUCCUGGCCUCCACGACGUUGUCGUAGGAAGGCUCAGGAGAGAGCAGAUAAUUGAGGAUCACUUUAAUCGUUAAGGCAUGUCUGUGUAUGUAUAUACAUAUAGAAGGUAAUUUUUGUCUCACCUGCGUAGCACAGCGGGACUAAAAGCGCUGCUUUUCUGACAACGGCGGCGUCAACAAUGAAAUCUUAACCGAGGUUAAUUUUUGGUAAUGUCAUAACUAUGAAAGUUUUUGGAUGUAGUUCAUGAAACAGACAUGAGAGGAAUCAAAGAUCACUUAUUGUUAUGCACAAGUCUUAGGUCAUAUGAUCAAGGUAAAAAAAAGGUCAUUUUGGGUCAAUGAUCAUGUUUUCUAUUGUGAGUAUAUUUAAUAGUUUUCUAAGUCAUCACUGCUGCUAUAUUGAUUCGCGUAAUGCAGGCGAGACUGCCAGAGGCGUUCGACUUAUCAUGGGAAGGGCAGUGAAUUUGAUCCGAACGAAAAUGUUUGAAAUCUGAAACUUAACUAUCCUGAAUUCUAUAGUGCAAAUUUCAGGCUUUUUCCUUAUUAAAUAUUGCUUAAUUUGGUACAUUAAAACACUCCCACAUUUGUGCAAAUUCUUUUUUUUUUUUUUUGUCAUCAGAAUUAACACAAAGAAAAUAUCACAGACAUGCCUUACAUUAAAGUAAAGUAGCCACUCGGGACUAUCUGCUCUGCCUCCAACCGUUCAUUCAGUAGCUGCAGAGGAUAUUUGGAAAUCAUGAAGCUGCCAAGGUACUUGUUAUUUUUCCAGCAAGCAAGGUUUUCAUGCAGCUACAUUUACAUCUGAAUUACAUUCCGAAAGUUUGGGCCUUUGUUUGAGGGGGGAGGGUGCCUCCAUCAUGAAAAGUUAUUACCAGAAGCAUUAAUAUAUUUAAAAGGUUAUAUGCCCAUCCCCUUUUCCUUGAUAACUAAUAAUCUAUGUUUAUGGGUGAGAAAUUUAACUGCUUGGAUUACAGAAUAUCAGGAUGUAAGCAGGGAAAAGAAUACACAAGGGCUACGGAUGAAUAUGCCCCUUAAUUAACUGCAAAAAAAGCACUGUUAAACUAAACAAGAAAAGCCCCCGAAAAAUAUCAUAGGGUCCAUUGUUAACUGUACAUGUAAUACAAAAGUUAACAUUCUGGCUUGUCCCCAAAGUAGCCCUGCAAAAAUAUUGAUUUUUUCCCCCUCUGCAUGAUGGGUAAUUUGUAUAUUUAUUAUAUAAUGGCUAGUUCACAAGACAAGG
Lytechinus pictus (painted urchin) is the source of this 2329-nucleotide messenger RNA. RefSeq names its product putative nuclease HARBI1. The coding region runs from base 112 to 1164 and encodes 350 amino acids. The record is from RefSeq and is a predicted model, not a curated record. NCBI's taxonomy places the organism in Eukaryota, Metazoa, Echinodermata, Echinoidea, Temnopleuroida, Toxopneustidae. The transcript is spliced from 6 exons.